AUGAACUAUCUUCUGCACCGUCAGCGAACUCCGGGGGCGGUGAUUCCCGUGUCGGAUGAGUUGAAAGAAUUGAUGAGUGAGUUCAGUCGGGAGGUGCUUCGCAAUCAACCGAAGGACGUGAUUGGUUUCAUUGCCGACUACCUGGAAGCCAAACUGAUACGGCGUGAGAAUCAAGUUGUCGCGAAUAAAGUCGUUAACAAUGUACUGGACAUCAGCCUUGAUAUCAUCGAAUUACUAGAGGAAUUCGAAUUGAGCAGUGAAACCGCUGAACGGGCAGUCGGAAUGAUACGGGAGGCCUUUCAGAAGCAUUUCAGAAUACACACAUCCGACGAGAAGCUGCGAGAAGCUUUUCGUGAGUCGGAAGUAAUGAAGAGACUCGUGGAUGAAUGUGGCUUUACCGAAGAACAGGCCAUUAGGGCAGGAAAAAUCAUUGAAAGGUCUUACAAGACAUAUUAUCUACGAAAUGUUUACAAAGAGUAUUACGGUCCGGCGGUGACGAGCGAUUGGCAGGAUGCGGCAAAACAUACCCUUCAAAUUUACGGUGCGAGCGGCGCAACACAAGAGGAAAUGGAGCGAGCGGCAGUCAGAAUACAAGCAGCAUAUCGUGGUUAUUAUACAAAGAAACGACAAGAAUUAAACAAGAAAGCCGAGCUAAUUCAAAAAGCGGUCCGGGAUCACCAGGCGAAGCAGGUGGUAUCCGGCGUGCUGGAGCAGCUCGUAGAUGACGUAGUUGAUCCAAAGUUCUCUGGUCGCGAGGAAGUUAUGCGAAUUGUGAAUAUGGUUCUAAAUGAUACUGCAUGUUCAACAAGCUCGGAAGUGAAAGGGCUCGAUGAGGCUGCCACCAAAAUUCAGUCAGUUUUCCGUGGAAAGCAAGCACGAAAAGUAUUUUUCGAAAAAACUGAUGAAGAUGUGAUCGAGCGGGAAAUGAAAAUAGUACCAUUGGAUGCACCAGCCAGUAACAUAAACGAUGACAACCUUGAAAAGGCGGCCACCUUAGUACAGUCGGUUGCGCGAGGUCAUCUAACCCGUCAAAAGAUGCAGAAGGAGAAAGCCGCCAUCCAGAUGCAGAGCUUGGCUCGAGGCCACCUUGUACGAAAGCGUCUAGCCGGUCAGUCGCCGCUAGCGAAGGACAAGUAA
Sabethes cyaneus is the source of this 1137-nucleotide messenger RNA. RefSeq lists its product as uncharacterized. NCBI's taxonomy places the organism in Eukaryota, Metazoa, Arthropoda, Insecta, Diptera, Culicidae. The coding region runs from base 1 to 1137 and encodes 378 amino acids. The transcript is spliced from 2 exons. Gene Ontology annotation, cellular component: spindle pole. Gene Ontology annotation, molecular function: protein binding. Gene Ontology annotation, biological process: spindle organization; establishment of meiotic spindle localization; mitotic cell cycle. The record is from RefSeq and is a predicted model, not a curated record.